AUGGCUUUUGUUUUUAGGUCUGAAAGAAUACCACUUGCUUCUAAAAGCAAUCCUAGUCUUGGACCUGGAUCUUACAUUGGUCUUUCAACUAAACAGGCAAGACAGCAUAAUGUGCCAUUUAAUGCUUCCUCAAAAAGAAAUACAAAAGCAGCUACAAGCUAUAACCCUGGCCCAGGAGCCUAUAGCAGUUCAAACCAUAUCUACGCAGGAUUUGAUAGAAUCCAACAAGAAUCAGUUUCUCAUAAACAACAAAAAGAAAUGGGAGUUGAUCAAAUUAACGUGCAAGGCUUAAAGCCAACAUCUAAUUUUGCUUCCAAAGUUGAGAGAUUUAAUAAUAAAAAGAAAGAUAAUCAAAAUUUGGGGCCUGGAAGAUACGUACCUGAAGAUAAUUGGGUUAAAAAUACAAAGAAAACUUCUAAAGCCCAUUCUCAGCAAUUUCAGUGGGAACGCCCCCCAAAUGCCCCUUCAAUUCCUUCACAUGAAAGUGUAUUUGGGUACGAAGAAACUAAAUCAGGAAUCUUAAAGAAGCAAAAGAACCCUGAAAAAGUUAUCACCGGCAUUAAAGAGGAUAGGGUUGGACCUGGCCAAUAUGAACUUCCUAACUCAAUAGCUGGCAGCAAGAAAGGAACCAUCCAAUGGAAGAAAACUAAAACAAAAAGGUUCAAAACCAAGAAGCCAAAAGAAAAUAAUGCAGUCGGUCCAGGCCAUUAUCAAGUAGAAAAGACAGAUAUUUUCCCUAUCUAUAAAUAUAUGCAAAGCUCAGUCUUUGCUUCAAAAGUGGAAAGAGCUACAUCUAUGCAAAUAAAGAGGAGGAAAAGAGGAAUCCCUGUUGUUGGGCAUUCCAGACCUAUCACUGCAUAUCAUCAUUUGACAAAACCCAAGAUUGAGCAUUUUGAAGAAGAUUUAAGCAGUGAUGAUGAUAAUGGAGGCCCAGGAUACUACAUCAACCAUGAAAAUCUCUCUUCAUUUAAUAAGAAUAUAGCCCCAAAGAGAAAGCAAUUCUUUGGUUCUACUGUUGCCAGAUUUGAUAGUGAGGGUAAGAAAAAGUCAAAAGUUGGACCAGGAAGUUAUCAUUGAGAGUCCUUGGGAACUGCUAAAACAAGAGCCUCAAGUCAAUAUCGAUCUAGGAAACCCCCCUUCAGCUCUUCAGGAAAUAGAUUUGGCGAAAAGAAAGAUAUAGAAGAGCCAGGACCAGGUUCUUAUACAGUUGGACCAAAGCAACUCGGAACUGAGCAAAGGAGAAUGAUUCCAUCUGCUAAAGACAAAGCAUUUGGAACUACUGAAAAGAGAUUUGUACCCUCAAAAUCAACAGCUACUCCUGGACCUGGACAGUAUAAACCAGAGAACAAUAUAAAGCAGUUAGAUAGCAAAUAAAGAAUCAAAUAAUAAGAAAUCCUCUUCUAUCUUCUUAUCUUCAGUGCCUCGAAAUCCUUAUAAUAUUAAGAAGAAAACUAAAGGUCCCUCUGUUGGAACCUACGAAGUAAAGCAGCAUACUAUAGAAGAAAAUAUAAAGAAAAAGGAAGGAGUUGGAUUUGAAAAUCCACUAUUAGCAAAUUUAAAAGCCAAGACUAAAGUCAAAGUUCCCUUCUCAUCUCAAUCUAAGCGUUUCCAAGAAAAAUUCAAUGAAACAGAUGCCUGGCUAGCCCCUGGAUAUUAUGAAUAUAAAGCAACAUUUGAUGAAAGCAAACCUAAAACUUCUAAAGCUAAAGAUCAAAACUUCCUAAUAUCUGCAGGAAGGUUUGAGGAUCCCAAAGCCCACGAUAGUCCAGGACCAGGUCAUUAUGCUAACGAAGAUCAAGCUUCACACUGGUACAAAAGAAGUUUCAACAUGAUCUUCACAGAAUAACUGAACUACAGCUCUAAAUUCUAAUUCACUCAAU
Molecule: messenger RNA, 1880 nt
Organism: Moneuplotes crassus
Lineage: Eukaryota; Ciliophora; Spirotrichea; Euplotida; Euplotidae
Source: the annotation of a GenBank genome assembly